CAGCGCAAUACGUCAGACGCCUCCUUCAUUCACUACAAAAUACACCUGUGGAAGGUAGUGCCGCAGUUCGAUUGUAUGUAGCUGUACGUAUCCUUUCGUUACUCGAUGCGUACUUCAACGCCGAUCGUUACAAAAGCAGACUAAUGAUGAUAAUGCAAAAGUUAUAAGUCCUCCAGUUAGUUGUGGUGCUCCAGCAACUCGUGAAUGUGACUUUACUUUUGGUCAAGAAGCUACGCUUGAAAAUAGUCAAAAAUAAUCCUUUCCGUAUCCCGCACAUUCGGAGAUACUCAGAUACAAGUGAAAAGAAAACGAAGAACAAUCGUACGCAUCACCAUGGCGGAAAAGGUAAACACACAGGGCUGUGUGUUCUCGCUGCUUUACUCGGUCGGUUCGUUUGCGCUGGCCUGUGCCAGUCUGUCCACGUUGAACCCAAGUGAUCGGAUAACGGUGCAGAAGGGCGCACUGCUUAUCAGCUUAGGAUUCGUGUACUUCGUGGCGCUUACCGAGUUUCUCAACAAGCUCCUGUUGAAGACCUCCAUCGGACACAACUUUGUCAAGCGUUACCGAUUGCGCGUGUCGGACGUUUUGGAUAUCACGAACAAGCUUGUCUCGGCCGUUCAGGCUGCCUUUUCCUGCAUUGCCGGCCUUUUUGUGUGCCGAUGGUCGUGCCCAAGAAAUUUCCUACAUGCUUCACAUUUUCUCUCGGAAUCGUACGCCUGGUUCGCUGCGUCGUACUUUUUCUACGACCUUUGGUCCAUGUACAAAAUCUACGCUGCUGAAGCUGCAAUAAAAAUCAAAGCGAAGCUCGGUCUUCAGGCAGAUCGAGCCGGAGAUAACAACAAUGUCGGCAACAAUGGUUUGGCUAAUAGUGGCGUGGCAAAGCCUGGCGAAAGUGCGACACACGGUCUGCAGUUUGAAGUCUUUGACGACAUCCCGAGCAUGGAGCAGGGCACACUAUCCUUCGUUGGCCAGAGUAAAAUGGGCAUACCCAGCUUUGCCAAGUACCUGGCGUCGCAUCCUUUGAUGGUGUUCCAUCACCUGUUUAUUGGCUCGUAUGGGUUGAUCGUAAUUUCGUACCUUCGGGGCGGCCUCGGAGACUGUGUUUUCAGUUUCAUGUUCAUGAUGGAACUGUCCACGCCGUUCGUUUCGUUCCGGAGCAUCCUCAGCGUAAUGGGACUGAAGCAGUCGAAAAUGUACGUCAUCAAUGGCCUGCUAAUGCUGGUAACGUUCUUCUGGUGUCGUGUCUUCCUCAUGCCUUACGUGUGCUACUACUACAGCCAGGUGGUGAACAAACCAUUUUUCGAGGCCGUUUGGAAUUUGCCAUGGGGAUGCAAGGUCAGCAUUUUGGCACUCUUUUUACCCCAGCUGUACUGGUUCCGAUUGAUGGUACGAGGUGCAAUGAAGGUUUUCUUUCCAUCGAAAAACAAUCGCCGACGCACAAACGCUUCUUCCUGCGCAAAUGAUGUGUCUGCCAAUGGGGGAACAAUCAAACCAUCACAAUCCAAAGAUAGUGAAAUACGCUCCCUAAUGUAAAAUUUACUUCUAGAGGACAACUAGACGAAAUCCCCGGGGCGAUAAGUGCGAGUGCGAGACUUGACGUUUGUGCUUUGUGUGCUGGAAAAAAGCGGGCAUUCAUACCUUAGUAACUUUAUGGCAUAAGUGUUAUUUUGUGUGUAAAUUCAAUGUUCACAACCACACGUUGUCUUGCAACGUCACAGCGGACAAAAUGUGCGUACAGUAAACGAAACGAAACUGUGGGAGGUACGAACGGAUAGGCACGGAUAUGGCAUGAAGGCGGAAAUGUUCCAGCAUUCGAUUUUCACUUCCAUGUUUACAAAGAGUAGAAGCAGCUAAACAUUUUUUCGCUUUUCAUUUAGUUUACUAGUCAUAGUUUUUUGCUACUGGAUGUGCAGCUUAAAAUCACGGAAACCAAGUAGUGCAGGGACUGGAACACAGAUCUUCCAAGUUAUUCUUGCCUUUUUCGAGCUAAUCGUUUUGUUUGGAGGUAUACAAUAUUACACGCCGUUGUUCUGUCGUUAAGUUAAGUUAAAUCGUGUACUAGACUAUCACCAGAAAACCAAAACCUAGAGAUUUACCAACGGAGCCCACACUUACACUUACUUUUUACACACUGUUGUUACGAAGGAUAACUAGCUGACCCGAGGCAACAAACACAAGAUUACUUAUACAGCGAACGAAUCCAACGUUAGAUGAUAGACUUUUUUUGUGCAUUUUUUCUACAGAACAACGCACAACGUUUUCGUGCGUUUUGGCUAUGAAGAUAUAUACACCUAUAUUAAUUCUGCGGUACGUUUGUGGUGUUCAUUGUUGCAAGGCGGGAACAGGAAUUAACGUGUGUGUGUGUAUGUUGGAGAUGGAGACGUGUUAGAAGUGGAAACAAACGGUCGGUCGAGAAAUGGUUAUCGGACGGACGAUCCAAAACAAAAAUAUAUAUAAAACUAUUCUAUGGAGCUUUCAUAUUAGUGUGAUGUUUACCGAUUAUUAGAGAAUGUGAUAGACCUGUAAGAACUCUGUAGCACAUUUGGAGAGGUUUUUUAAGCAACCGCGUCAAAGCUGGAAGGUUAAAACAUGUAUUGCAAAAAGGAAAUGCCUGAUAGAUAUUGAAGACAAAGUAAAUAGUUCAGUGUAGCGGUUAAUUCAGACGCUAGAGGACGCCGAUGCUAGUAAAAUUGAGAAACCCAUUUGGAACUCUGGGGGAAACGUUUAUCCAGUAAUGUGUACUGAAAUUUAGAAAUCAGAAAAAUAAUUGAUAGAUGUUCCAACAUUCGUGUAGACUGGUAGUUGUUGUGGGGAACAUAAAAAUGGGAUUGAACGAAAUCGUGGGUGGCACCUUGCUAUAAUGUCUUCGUUGUGAAAAUGUACACUAGCAGGUAACAACUUGCACGAGCGAGACGAAAUCGUUGGACGAAACCAUUGGUUAGGAGUUUGUGCACUGAGUACGUUAUUGUAUUGCAGUUAAAUGUGGCAUCUAAACUGAUCGGGUAAUACGAAAUAUCUGAACCAUAAUGAAAUGUGGUGUUUGUGUACCAAUUUACAUGGAAAUAAAAUAUGUAUUGGA
Anopheles coustani is the source of this 3079-nucleotide messenger RNA. RefSeq names its product TLC domain-containing protein 3A. The coding region runs from base 334 to 1533 and encodes 399 amino acids. The record is from RefSeq and is a predicted model, not a curated record. The transcript has 6 exons. NCBI's taxonomy places the organism in Eukaryota, Metazoa, Arthropoda, Insecta, Diptera, Culicidae. Gene Ontology annotation, cellular component: endoplasmic reticulum; membrane. Gene Ontology annotation, biological process: lipid homeostasis.